AUGGAGAAGACAGACAGCAGCGGCGGAGGAGGAGGAGGAGGAAGACAGUUCGAAGGUCCUGUCAUGGAGGUUACUACACUUGAUCGUGGCAUUGCUAACUCCACUACCAUUGAUUUCCCGGUAUGGGACAAGAUCGGCGCCGUGGUUAGACUUACAUAUGAAAUCGUGACUGGGAUUGAAUCAUCUGGUGGGUUUGAUCCUUUUCUUGAUGCACUUCUUGCUGGUCUUGGCUAUGCAACACCACCUAUCAUGGCUCUUCUCCUUAUUCUCGAUGUGAGCAUUAUUAGAUAUGGUGGUGGACAUUGCUAUGAGAUGGACGAAGGUUUUGAGAACAGGAGGGUUAGGAGUGAGAUUCAUGGCUGUGGAUCGAAGUACGGGAAGGAAGUGACUGAGCUAAGGGAGUUUGUGCUGAGCCAAGAAGAGGCUUAUGAGGUUAAAGCUAAGCAAACCAAGGAUGUUGAAGAUGGUGAUGAAAACAAUGAAAAGGGGAGUUUGAAAUUCUCCAAGAGAGGUAUUCUUACUUUGAAGUAUCCAAUCGAGCAUGGUAUUGUAAGCAAUUGGGAUGACAUGGAAAAGAUCUAG
Eruca vesicaria subsp. sativa (arugula) is the source of this 582-nucleotide messenger RNA. The record is from the annotation of a GenBank genome assembly. NCBI's taxonomy places the organism in Eukaryota, Viridiplantae, Streptophyta, Magnoliopsida, Brassicales, Brassicaceae.